GGAGGUUGAGUCCGGGGUAGAGUUUGGGGGGCCGGGGGUGAGAGGUGCCGGCAGUGGCGCGGAGCAGCUGCUUGUGCAUUCGCUGCAUGCCUGACUGCAGAACCGACUUGCAUAAGGAGAAGGGAGAGGAGGGUUGCACGGAAAAGGGAAAUUUCCAAGAAAAGAGGGAUCUGCGGCAAUAUCUGCACCUCGGGGGAUGAAGAGAGGAACCAACAGGCAUAAAUGGCCGGGAGACGGCUGAAAUCUUCGCCGAGGAGAUUGGCACCGCGGGGUUAUUUUCCACCUGCCUCCCCUACCCAUUUCUGUAAUCCUGGCUCAAAGUAGACAAGUCGAGUUGGAGCUGAAGAAGGGAGGUUAGAGGGGUUUUUAUUUCAUUUGGGAGGGGAGAAACAAAACAAAAAAAAAAAAAAAAAAAAAAGGAAGCAAAAAUGAGAGGUUGGUUGUGCCUCCCCGGGUUGAGCACCUCCGUGGCGCGAGGCAAUGCAGGAUGAUGCAGAGGAGCAGUCGCCGGGAGCAGGGAUGUGAGGAUCCGGCACCCACCGGGGACACGAGCCUCAACAUCCCCAGGAGAAAUUUCACCCGGCGGAGUCGAAUUCCCACGGGGGCGAUGCCACACCUCCCGAGGACACUGGAGACAUCGGGUUUUGCUGAGCUUAGCAGCUUUUCACCGUCGUACCAAAGGCAUCAGACAGACGCUCAUCUGCCCUGAAGUGCAUAUCUGCAACAGCUCCCGGGAAGACUCUGUCUCUCUGUCUCUCUGUCUCUCUUUUCUCUCUCUCUCCAGUCCAAACCAUUACAAGACCUGACUUCCACCAUCUGGGAAUUUAACCCCUCUUAUGUCCCUUCUCCUUUUUCUACGAUGACUCACCAUUAUUUUUAACUUUGAAGAGAGAGGAAAUUAUGGGGAUCUUGGAAGCCUGUAUUUCUCUCUAGGAUUUCCCCGGGGUCAGAUAAUCGGUGUUACUAAGAGACUAAGAUUUGGCUUCUCCAGGGGUGAUUUUCUUUCUCCUUUUUUUUUUUUUUAAAUUUUUUAUUUCCUCCUUUUUUUUUUUUUUAUCUCAUCCCUUUGCCUUUUCAUGAGACUCUUUCAACCCUACGUACCUGUCCUUCUGCAGGAUAGUAGCCCUGCCCUGAACCUGAGCCCACCACUGGGUCCUGGGAAGAGCUUAGCAUAAGGAUUUCUUUGAAACCCCAAUAUGACAGUUGCUACUGGAGAUCCUGCAGAUGAAGCUGCAGCUCUUCCCGGUCACCCGCAGGACACGUACAACCCUGAGACCGACCAUGAGUGCUGCGAGAGGGUGGUCAUCAACAUCUCGGGGCUGCGCUUCGAGACGCAGCUCAAGACGCUCGCCCAGUUCCCAGAGACCUUAUUAGGGGAUCCUAAAAAGAGGAUGAGAUAUUUCGACCCUCUCCGGAACGAGUAUUUCUUUGACCGGAACAGACCCAGCUUCGAUGCGAUCUUGUACUAUUACCAGUCUGGGGGGAGGUUGAGGAGGCCGGUUAACGUGCCCUUGGACAUCUUCUCGGAAGAGAUUCGAUUCUAUGAACUGGGGGAAGAGGCGAUGGAGAUGUUUCGAGAGGACGAGGGCUACAUCAAAGAAGAGGAGAGGCCACUGCCUGAGAACGAGUUUCAGAGACAAGUGUGGCUGCUCUUUGAGUACCCCGAGAGCUCAGGCCCUGCCAGGAUUAUAGCUAUUGUCUCCGUCAUGGUGAUUUUAAUCUCCAUCGUCAGCUUCUGCUUGGAAACGUUGCCCAUUUUUCGGGAUGAGAAUGAAGACAUGCAUGGCAGCGGGCUGAGCCACCUCCCCUAUUCCAACAGCAGCAUGGGGUACCAGCAGUCCACCUCCUUCACAGACCCCUUCUUCAUCGUGGAGACACUUUGUAUCAUCUGGUUCUCCUUCGAGUUCCUGGUGAGGUUUUUCGCCUGCCCCAGCAAGGCUGGGUUUUUUACCAACAUCAUGAACAUUAUUGACAUCGUAGCCAUCAUCCCCUAUUUCAUCACCUUAGGGACAGAGCUGGCUGAGAAGCCAGAGGAUGGCCAGCAAGGCCAGCAAGCCAUGUCCUUGGCCAUCCUCCGAGUCAUCCGCUUGGUGCGGGUCUUCAGGAUCUUCAAGCUCUCCCGGCACUCCAAGGGGCUGCAGAUCCUGGGGCAGACUCUCAAGGCCAGCAUGCGGGAGCUGGGCCUCUUGAUAUUUUUCCUCUUCAUCGGCGUCAUCCUCUUCUCCAGCGCCGUUUACUUCGCCGAGGCCGAUGAGAGCGAGUCCCAGUUCCCGAGCAUCCCCGACGCCUUCUGGUGGGCUGUGGUUUCCAUGACGACUGUUGGCUACGGAGACAUGGUCCCCACAACCAUCGGGGGGAAAAUAGUGGGUUCCUUGUGUGCCAUUGCCGGCGUAUUAACGAUUGCCUUACCAGUGCCCGUCAUAGUGUCCAACUUCAACUACUUCUACCACCGGGAGACGGAGGGAGAGGAGCAGGCUCAAUAUCUGCAAGUAACCAGCUGCCCAAAGAUCCCCUCUUCCCCUGACCUAAAGAAAAGCAGAAGUGCCUCUACUAUUAGUAAGUCUGAUUAUAUGGAGAUUCAGGAAGGCGUAAACAAUAGCAAUGAGGAUUUUAGGGAGGAGAACUUGAAGACAGCCAAUUGCACCCUAGCUAACACAAACUAUGUGAAUAUCACCAAAAUGCUAACCGAUGUCUAGUAGCUAAAACCUAGUAAUGUAUUUAAAGCUGCAGUGGAACAAUUGCAGAUAUUGAGUGCUGCUCUGCAUUGUAGUUAACACAGUAUUUUCUACGGUGUAUAUUUGGUUCUGCAUGGGAAGCAAUAGCUGUGUAAGUUACUUUUAACCUUCUAUUUCCACACUGAAUAAGCGUCUGUGCAAAAAAAAAAAACAAAAACAAACCGACAAACUAAACCCAAACCAUUUUGUUGCCCUUCUCCCAUCCCAGGCUUGUGGGUUUCCGAAGAUAUGGGAGGUAUUUCCAGCAGCAGGAUGGGGAUACGAGGGGCGGCUCCGGGCUGUGCCAGAUCCCUGUCCGGGGUGACGACCACCUUCCAGGGAAGGGCUGGGAAAGGUCAGGCAGAACUCGCUGAAGGGACGAUGCGGGCGAGUGUCCGGGUUGCUGGAAGGCUCAGGUUUCCACCCUGGGAAUGCCAAGCCCGGCCGCGUCGCCCAGGCUCGUGUUUCAUAACUGAAAAUGCUGCAUGCUGCAAUAGUUUCAGCCACUGCAGUGUGCCAGUGUGAGGCCCAGGGGAGGGAUAAUUAGUGUGACAGCACAUUAUUUAUUAAGUCUUAAAUUUUCUGUGCCAGGCAUCGGGAGGGCCGGGUAAAUAAAUCAAGCACUUGGAUUUUAGUAUUUCUUCAGAUAACACUUCCAUCCCUAAUAUUUCCAGGCUCACCAAAGACAUCUCCACUAAUAUGUUGAAAAUGAGUUGG
This is a messenger RNA of Manacus vitellinus (golden-collared manakin), 3431 nucleotides long. Its product is annotated as potassium voltage-gated channel subfamily A member 2. The transcript is spliced from 4 exons. Gene Ontology annotation, cellular component: axon terminus; dendrite; juxtaparanode region of axon. Gene Ontology annotation, molecular function: delayed rectifier potassium channel activity; protein binding. Lineage: Eukaryota; Metazoa; Chordata; Aves; Passeriformes; Pipridae. Bases 1197 to 2696 code for a protein of 499 amino acids. Gene Ontology annotation, biological process: potassium ion transmembrane transport; protein homooligomerization. The record is from RefSeq and is a predicted model, not a curated record.